AUGCAGAAAGUAAAACAAAGUUAUGCAUCAAAAAAGGAGCCGUCCGAAGCAGAGAUUGAUUCUAUAGAUGAUAUCAUAAGUAGGAACGAUUCAUCAAAGAAGCAGCAAGCAUCCGAACAAGUGCAUGUAGAAGGACCUAAUGAUGUCCAAGAAGGAUUUGUUCAUAUGAAGAACCGUGAAACAGUAUUAAGAGAUGGUCUCUUUAAGGAGGAAUACACGUCUUAUCAACCUAUAUUGCAGGUCAAAGAUGAUUUUAGUGAAGAAAGUGACAAGUUACACCACGCAAAAUUCGAAGUGGCAGGUAGUUCUAUGGAGACCAAUGACAAACUUGGCAGAGACGAAUUGUUUGGAAAAGAUAUAUCAGGAGAUUCGAUUGAUCUACUGAACAAAGAAGAAUUGAUGAGAGGGGAGCAUCUAAUUAACAGAAUAUAUGUAACGUGCUCUAAGAGUCUAUAUAGGAAAAUUCAGUACAUAAAUGAAUGCGGUUUAUUGAACAGCUAUAGAAAGGAAGCAGAACCUGAGGAUGACAAUGGUGUGUAUAUAACAGAGGACAAUAGAAUAUUUAAGAAGAUUAAUAACCUAAGUGCGGAUGGGUUUACACCCGAUGAAGAUGCGUCAGCGAUAGUUGAUGAAUAUGCCAAGAACUUAUAUUUAAGGUGCCAAAAUAGUCUAUUUAAUAGAAUUCACCAUGGGGGAGAAGGGGAUUUAGAAAAUAUAAAGGAAUUAUUGAAAAGAAGACAAAAAGAAGAACCAAGGGAACCUGUAGAGGAAAACAUAUUACCACAGGAAAGGAAGCACACCAUAUAUAUAUACUUGCAUGAAAAAGACAAAGAUAAAGAUCCAGAUAAGGAUAAAAAUGAUUGGGUUAUAUAUAAACGCAUUGAAGAUCGCAAAGUAAAGGUUGAAUUACUAGAAGAUGUGCAGACAAUGAAUAAGCUUGAUCGGACAUUGGAGAUCAGAGCCAACUUUAGUGGAGGAUUUCAGAGGUUCAGCCAGCCAAGAUUGGAAGUAGAAGAUAGUUCUCUAAAGAAGAGUGACAAAUUAAGCGAACAGAAAUUGUUUGCAGAAGAUAUAUCAGAAAAUUUAAAUGAUCUACUGAGAAGGGACGAAUUGAUGGAAAAGAAGCAUCUAAUUAACAAAAUAUAUGUAACGUGCUCUAAGAGUCUAUAUAGAAAGAUGCAGUACAUAGAUGAAUGCGGUUUACUGACCAGCUAUAGAAUUGAAGCAGAAUAUGACAAUGACAACGGUAUGUAUAUAACAGAGGACAAUAGCUUAUUUGAAAGAAUUAGUGACAUAAAGUGCCAUGGGUUCACCCUCGAUGAAGAUGCGUCAGCGAUAGUUGAUGAAUAUGGGAAGAACUUAUAUUUAACGUGCCAAAAUAGUCUAUUUAAGAAAAUUCACCAUCAGGGAGAAGGGGAUUUAGAGAAUAUAGAAGAAUUAUUGAAAAGAAAAGAAAAAAAAGAAGCAAGGGAAUCUGUAAAGGAAAAGAUAUUACCACAGGAAAGGAAGCACACCAUAUAUAUAUACUUGCAUGGAAAAGAGAAAGAUAAAGAUCCAGAUAAGAAUAAAAAUGAUUGGCUUAUAUAUAAACAUAUUAAGGAUGGCGAAAUAAAGAUUGAAUUACUAGAAGAUGUGCAGACAAUGAAUAAGCUUGAUGUAACAGCCGUUGAUUCAGUAUAUAAAGAGACAGAGGAAGCUCUUAUCAGAAGUGUCUUAGAACCAACAAAAAAAAUGGUGAGACCCAAUAUGGAAGCAACAGAAGAAUCUCUUAUGAAAAAUGUCAUGGGGCUACAGGAAAAGACUACCAAAUCCAAUAUUAAGGAAACUAUGAAGAAGGUGACCAAAUAUGGUAUUCCAGGAAUACUGGCAAUGGUCGUCUUACCAUUCCUUGUGAUGGAAUAUCUGAAGAUAAGCGGUGCCAGUGCUCUUCUGGAGACUGAAUUAAUAGCGGCAAAAGCGGGUUUAAGGAAAGCGGCAGGGCAUAUCCCGGGAGUCGCCAUAGAUGCCACAUCCUGCGUAGUAGACACAGUAGUUUCAUCUAUGAUAAGCUGGUUGUCCCACUCGCCUAAGUCGGCGCCCGAGAAAAAUGAUACCUCUUGUGCAAUCCGCGCCGCGGAAAAAACUGUAAAGGCCAUGGCUGAAGGAGCAGAUCAUGGCGCCGCUGUAGGUGCCUCAAUUGGAAUGUCAAACACAUGGAUUCAAUUCGGAUUGGAGAUAGCAAUGACAGUUGCCAUUCUCAUCAUUGUUGAGGUUAUUUUCCAAAUAUUUCUGUAUCUGGAUAAUAGGGGCCACCUGGAUUUCAUUGAUAAAAACAGAAGACGUUUUAAACGUUUCAUGGUUGAAAGAGAAUACAAAAUGCGUAAGCCAAAGUCAUUUUAA
Plasmodium inui San Antonio 1 is the source of this 2379-nucleotide messenger RNA. RefSeq lists its product as hypothetical. The record is from RefSeq and is a predicted model, not a curated record. Lineage: Eukaryota; Apicomplexa; Aconoidasida; Haemosporida; Plasmodiidae. The transcript is spliced from 2 exons. Bases 1 to 2379 code for a protein of 792 amino acids.